AUGACGGCUAUUGAAAAGACAGAUGAGCAGAAGCUCGCUGUUCAGAAAGCUGUUGAUGACUUGACUGCCGCAUCCCAAAGAUAUAUGAUUGAUAGUGCUGGGGAUGAGGUAAAGGUUGACCUCCAGGCGAAGGCAUCAAGUCUGGUUCAAACACUACGGGGCCCUCUUCUGUCGGCCUUGACGCACUUUGAGGAUAUCGUCAAAAUGGCAUCUCUAAGAGCACUCCUUGAGGCAGGGGUUUUCGAUGCCAUACCUAAAGGAGGGGACACGAUGACCGCCAGCGAGAUAUCUUCACGCACUGGCCUCGACAAAGGCAUUCUCAUACGUUUGAUGCGCGCUGUGACUCCCUCAGGCCCGUUCCGCGAGGUGGGUGAAGAAGAGUAUGCCCACACCGUUUUCUCUGAAGCAUACUUGACAGCAGAUAUUGGUGGCUGCUUUCCGGUAAUGUCGGACUUCAUUUUUGCGCCAAUCUUGCAAAUCUGCGAGUUUCUUCGUCAAAACGAUUGGAAGGAUAAAAUCACGACGCGAAAUAAUCCAUUCACCAUGGUACAUAAUUGUCCAGGACAGACUAUGUUCGAGUACCUGUAUAAGAAUCCAAACCAUGUUCCUCGCGUCACCAAGGCGGAAGCGGCAGACCCGGACAAGAUCGCCAUGGAUUUAUAUCCUUGGGAGAACACCAUUGGCGCUGUCUCGCCCAACGACUGUAUUGCCAUUGUCGAUAUAGCAGGCAGCCAUGGCAAUGCACUGAGGCAAAUCCAAAAGAAUGUACCUGGGCUGAAAGGACGUCUAGUGCUACAAGAUCUGAACCCAGUCAUUCUCGAACAUAGCGAAUCUUUGCGCACCGACGGUAUUGAAUCCAUGUCUUAUGAUUUCCUGCAAGGGACACAGCCGAUUCACGGGGCCUUGAUCUAUUAUUUCCGACGCGUUUUCCACGACUGGCCAGAUUAUCCGGAAGGAAAUCAGAUUCUACAGAACACAGCGGCUUCAAUGGACCGUGAUCGGUCUAGAAUCCUGAUUCAUGAUAUCAUUGUGCCGGAGGUUGGAGCUACAAUGACUCACGCUUGGCAGGAUCUUAGUCUAUUGGCAAUCGGAGGCGUUGAACGUACAGAGAAGAAUUUUUCUCGUCUGCUCGAUAGUGCCGGUUUGGUGCUUGUAAAGAUUUGGAGAAAGCCAGGAGAAAUCAUGGGCAUUGUCGAGGCUCGGCUGAAAUGA
Messenger RNA from Penicillium atrosanguineum, 1212 nucleotides. RefSeq lists its product as uncharacterized. Bases 1 to 1212 code for a protein of 403 amino acids. Gene Ontology annotation, molecular function: O-methyltransferase activity. The record is from RefSeq and is a predicted model, not a curated record. The transcript is spliced from 5 exons. Lineage: Eukaryota; Fungi; Ascomycota; Eurotiomycetes; Eurotiales; Aspergillaceae.